UAAUCUAAGUAUCAAGCAGUUUCUCAGUUUUUCAUCUGAUGCGGUUGAAUCUAGUUGCAUUUAUUUUUUUUCUACAAAUAUAUACAUACAUAUAUAUACUGAUUAGUAAUAAUUACUGUCUUUAUUUUUUUUCUAUUGAUCUUAUUAGGCAUCAAAGUGAAUAAGUUUUAAGUGAAAAAAGUGCUAUUGGUAUUUGAAAUGAAUUUAAAAAAGCGAGAUAGCAAAGAUUACAGUGUCUGGUGAUUCGUAGGACACACCUGGUGAACAAAAAAAAAAUAAUACAACCAAGAAAAUAUAAACACAAGUAAAUAUUAAUGGAGCAUGAAUAAUUGAUAAGUAUGAAAAAAUAAUUAUUAUCUUAAUGAAUUGUCUGGGAUUACAAUAAAAUGAUGAACACGAUAAAAGAGUCCACUAAACACAGAUAGAAAGUCAUCGGCCAAAAGUGGUGACCAAGAUGGCGGAGUCAAGUUAUUAUCAGAGUGAUUAUUCUAGACAACCGGUUGUCACAGAAUUGUCACACAAGUAUGGAAUUGCAGGGAGUGACCAAGUGCCUCUUCCAGCGCGGCUUGAUGAAUUACGUGAGCAUAUUCGCCGUGAAAUUCGAAAGGAGUUAAAAAUAAAAGCUGGUGCAGAGAAGCUACGUGAAGUAGCGUCGGGACGUAAAGCUUUAUCGGACGUUGCAAUUAUUGUGAAAAAAGCUAAUAGUAAAUUAAAUGAACUACAUGCUGAAUUACAGCAGCUUGAGAGUCAAAUAAUUUUGACUCAAGGCCAGCCGCAAUCACCACAAAGAGACUAUUCCAAUGGUCAAGAUACACUUUCAUCACCUGUUGAUUCAUCAUCUCCAAGUCAAGAAGGACUUAUAACAGACUUACGACUUUUAUCAUUAGAAAAGCAGCUAAAUAUUGAAUUAAAAGUAAAACAAGGAGCUGAGAAUAUGAUUCAAAGUUUGACCAGCGGUCAUAAAGAUAAAAAGUUAUUGCAAGAAGCUCAGCAAAUGUUGGAUGAUUCUCGAGCUAAAAUUGAAUUUCUUAAAAUGAGAAUAAUGAAAGUUCGACAAGCAAGACAACAGCAAAAUGCUCGAGGUGAAUCACCUUUUCCUAAUGGUGAAACGCCAGGUAAUAAAGACAAGUACGAACCAAGUUUGGAGUUGGCUCUCGAAGAACGAGUAGAAGAACUUCGGCAUAGAUUGAGGAUUGAAGCUGCUGUAGUUGAAGGAGCUAAAAAUGUUAUUCGUCUUUUACAAAGUGCCAGAGUUGCUGAUAAAAAAGCUCUUACUGAAGCUCAAGCAAGUCUUUCAGAGUCUAGUCGAAAGUUAGACUUGUUGAGGAUGGCACUGGAUCUUAGAAGACAAGAAUUACCACCUGACAGUGCUACGGCUGUUCAAUUAAAACGAGAAUUAGCGAGCGUACAAUCUGCAAGUCCUGUACCUGUGACCUAUACAUCUCUACAGCCAUUUCGUGGACCUCUCGAAGGACGUGCUGCUGUUCCAGUUUCUGUUUCGCGAUGUGCAGCAGUCACCGGACAGUUGGAGGUCAGAUUAAUGGGGUGCCAAGAUCUUGCUGAAGAAGUACCAGGUCGAACACGUAGAGAACAUCAUCCUGCUAGUCCAGAUCUCCGUAGUUUCGUUAAAGGUGUCACGGGGCGUAGCUCAAGUAAAUCGUAUAGUGUAAAAGAUGAAACUUGCAAUGAUAUAAUGGCUGUUAUUAAAUUGGAUAAUCAAACUGUCGCUCAAACAAGUUGGCGGCCAUGCUCCCAACAAGCUUGGGACCAAAGGUUCUCUAUUGAAUUAGACAAAUCUCGUGAGCUUGAAAUUGGAAUUUAUUGGAAAGAUUGGCGAUCACUCUGCGCUAUUAAAUUUUUACGUCUUGAGGAGUUUAUUGAUGAUGUACGACAUGGAAUGGCACUUCAACUUGAACCUCAAGGUUUACUUUUUGCCGAAAUUAAAUUUCUUAAUCCUAUGAUUUCGAGAAAACCAAGACUUCAAAGGCAAAGAAAAAUAUUUAAACAGCAAGCUAAAAACUUCCCUAGAGCCAACCAAAUGAAUAUCAAUGUUGCUACCUGGGGAAGACUUCUCAAAAGAUCCGCACCUUCGUUACACAGUACAAGAAGUUCUGAAAGUCCUCCGUCAGGCUCACAAGCGUUGCAACUUACAUUCGAUGCACCAGUUGAGGAUAAAGCGGAAACACCUGGAGAAUUACCGGAUCCUGAAAAAGGUGGACUUAGCGGUACUCGUCCUCUAGGGAUGUCUUCAUCGAGUAACAGCUUGUCAGCGCAAAAUCACCCACCUUCGCCUUCUACGGCUCCACCACCACCUCCACAGUCUAUUCCUUUAUCCAAGAAACCGUCUACGAGCGUGCCUCCACCACAGCCUCCGAAACUUGAUCCAGAUUUACAGAAUGCACUUAAGGAGUUUGAUUUUCUGCACAACGAGGACAAAAUGGGUGCAAAUUUAAGGCCUCUUGUCACGGAGCCUCGUCCCGUACUGAUAGCACCACCUUCUCCGCGCACUCCCUCGCCUCAACCUGUCAUCGAGUUUCCCGAGGAUGAGGUUUUAUAUGAGAUGCCAAUAAGACCUAUGCAAUAUCGAGACAGUGCCUACGAAUCUCGACGACAAUCACAAUUAACUGGAAUGACAUUAGAUAACUUCAGAUUACUGUCAGUUCUUGGUCGAGGUCAUUUCGGGAAAGUUAUUUUAUCCCAAUACAAAAAUACCGGAGAAUAUUUUGCGGUAAAGGCUUUAAAAAAAGGUGACAUUAUUGCAAGAGAUGAAGUUGAAUCUUUGCUGUCUGAAAAAAGAAUAUUCGAAGUUGCUAACGCUACAAGACAUCCAUUUCUUGUUAAUUUAUUUGCUUGCUUCCAAACUGAGGCGCAUGUUUGCUUUGUCAUGGAAUAUGCUGCAGGUGGUGAUUUAAUGAUGCAUAUACAUGCGGAUGUAUUUGGAGAGCCUCGUGCUGUUUUUUAUUCCGCCUGCGUCGUUUUAGGGCUACAGUAUUUACACGAGAGCCGGAUUAUUUAUAGAGAUCUAAAGCUAGAUAAUCUUUUGCUUGAUACAGAAGGGUAUGUUAAAAUAGCUGAUUUUGGUUUAUGCAAAGAAGGUAUGGGCUUUGGUGAUCGAACAGGCACCUUUUGCGGUACUCCAGAAUUUCUUGCUCCUGAGGUUCUUACAGAAACUUCAUAUACUCGUGCUGUUGAUUGGUGGGGACUCGGUGUUCUUAUAUUUGAAAUGCUUGUUGGAGAAUCUCCGUUCCCUGGAGACGAUGAAGAAGAAGUUUUCGACUCAAUUGUAAAUGAUGAAGUUCGCUAUCCACGUUUCUUGUCAUUGGAAGCAAUUGCCAUUAUGAGAAGGUUGUUAAGAAAAAAUCCAGAUCGAAGGCUCGGUAGUAGUGAAAGAGAUGCUGAAGAUGUUAAAAAGCAAUCAUUUUUCCGGCAUAUUGCUUGGGAUGAUCUUCUCCUUCGACGUGUGAAACCACCUUUUGUACCAGUAAUUCACUCGGUGGAAGAUGUCAGCAACUUUGAUGAAGAAUUUACGUCAGAAAAACCUCAGUUAACACCACCCAAAGAUCCAAGACCACUCAGCGACCUAGAACAAAGUCUUUUCCGCGAUUUUACAUACAUGGCUGAUUGGUGCUAACACGCCCAAUAUAAAUAUAAAAUACAUAUCCUGAGGAAAAAGAAAAUAAUAAGGAAAUAUAUUUAAACAGAGCAGGUAUCGAGAUCAAUACUAUUGAUCCUCGGUUCACAUGUAUAUUUUUUUAAAUCACUUUUUGACUACUUUAUAAGUUAGUUACACAAUUGAUCAAAGUAUCAUUAAUUGAAAAAAAAUUUUUAAUUAUUUAUAUAAAUUUUUUUUUAUUUCUGCUUUUAAUUAUCAUUUCUAAUUCAGUCAUUUUUUAAUUAAUCAUUUUUAAGUUUAAUUCCAUAUUUCAUAAAAUAUUAAUUUUAUAAGAGUUUAAAUGUUUAGAAAAAUAAUUUUCUAACACUCAUAUUUAAUCAUAUAAGUCUAUUGUUAUUCUUUUAA
Molecule: messenger RNA, 4018 nt
Organism: Microplitis demolitor
Lineage: Eukaryota; Metazoa; Arthropoda; Insecta; Hymenoptera; Braconidae
Gene: Pkn
Product: serine/threonine-protein kinase N
Exons: 11
Coding region: 455-3631 (1058 amino acids)
Biological process (GO): protein phosphorylation; signal transduction
Molecular function (GO): small GTPase binding; protein serine/threonine kinase activity; ATP binding
Source: RefSeq, a predicted model, not a curated record